GGAUUUGGGUUUCUAUUCUGGGUUUCUUUAUGUUGCUAUAUUGCUAGUUUAUAGAAGAUGGUGAUUGUGGCUAAUAUUCAUAAUAGUAUCAUCACUUCUUUGAACACUAUCAUGGGUUAUGACAUCUUUCAUUUUCUUAAAUUUUCCUCCCAUAUCGCACACUGUUUUGGUUACAGGUUUCUGAAAUUUUGUGCAAAAUGUAACCUCUCUGUUAUUGCCACUGGAUUAGGAAGCACAAGUGUUGGAUUGACUGUGCUGUGAAUGAGGAAGAUUUCUCAAAACAAAAAGGAAAAAUCGUCUUAGUUUUCAGAAUACUAACUUAGGACUAAUUUCUGGUAGCACAGUUACUGCUAUGCUAUGCAUGGUCUCCUCAGAAGCCCAACAUUGCUCAGGAUUCCNGCCACAAAUGGCAUCAUCAACCGUCGCUUUUUCCGAUCAGAACAACAAAGAUGUGCUGAUCUCAUUGAUAUAUACGCUCGCGAUCGAGCGUUGCAUCUUGGCAAGAAGCUGCACGCGAGCUUAAUCACCAAAGGUUUCUCUCGUUUCAACGUAAUUGCUUCUAACCUCGUAACCUUCUACGUGUGCUGUAGCCAACUCUCCCACGCGCGAAAACUGUUCGACAAAAUUCCCACAACAAAUGUUCGCCGNUGGAUUGCCCUCAUUGGCACGUGUGCUCGCUGCGGCUUCUACGAUCUCGCGCUGACGGUGUUCUCUGAGAUGCAGGCCAUUCCAGGGCUUACGCCAAACUANGUAUUCGUCAUCCCCAGCGUUCUCAAAGCUUGCGGCCACGUUGGGGAUCCAAUCACUGGAAAGAAGACGCAUGGCUUGAUUUUGAAGUGUUCCUUCGAACUUGAUUCGUUUGUGUCCAGUGCAUUGAUAGUUAUGUACUCCAAGUGUGUGAAUAUUGGGGACGCGCGCAAGGUGUUUGAUGGGAUGGUUAUGAAAGACACNGUGGCUCUAAAUGCCGUUGUUGCUGGGUAUGUUCAACAGGGUNCUGCAAAUGAGGCACUGAGUUUGGUGGAAAGUUUGAAGUUGAUGGGUUUGAAGCCAAAUGUGGUGACUUGGAACUCUUUGAUAUCUGGGUUUUCGCAGAAGGGUGACCUGGGAAUGGUGUCUGAGAUUUUUAGAGUAAUGAUUUCAGAUGGGUUGGNGCCUGAUGUGGUAUCAUGGACUUCUGUUAUAUCUGGUUUUGUGCAGAACUUUCGUAAUAACGAGGCAUUUGAUGCGUUUAAGCAAAUGUUGAGUCACGGGUUCUGCCCAACUUCAGCUACUAUAAGCACCCUUUUGCCUGCUUGUGCUACUGUAGCAAGAGUUAGAAUUGGUAGAGAGAUUCANGGCUACGCUNUGGUGACUGGGGUGGAGGGAGAUUUAUAUGUAAGGAGUGCUCUUGUUGACAUGUAUGCAAAAUGUGGGUUCAUUUCUGAAGCAAGGAAUUUGUUUAGUAGGAUGGCUGAGAAGAACACGGUUACUUGGAACUCCAUCAUUUUUGGUUUUGCGAAUCAUGGGUAUUGCGUGGAAGCUAUUGAGCUCUUCAAUCAGAUGGAGAAGGAAGGGGCUGCCAAGCUGGACCAUUUAACUUUUACGGCAGCUCUCACUGCAUGCAGUCAUGUUGGAGACAUUGAACUUGGGCAGAGGNUGUUCAAGGUCAUGCAAGAAAAAUACGGUAUUGAGCCACGGCUNGAGCAUUAUGCGUGCAUGGUGGAUCUUCUUGGUCGAGCUGGGAAACUCGAUGAAGCUUAUUGCAUGAUAAAGGCUAUGCCAAUUGAACCUGAUUUGUUUGUGUGGGGUGCAAUACUGGCUGGCUGUAGAAAUCACGGUCAUGUGGAGCUUGCCGAAAUCGCUUCUCUGCAUCUGAUGGAAUUAGAGCCCGAGAGUGCUGNAAACCNUCUUCUGUUGNCUAGCCUAUAUGCUGAUGCAGGCAAAUGGGGAAAGGUUGAGAGGAUCAAGAAAAGGAUAAAGAAGGGAAAGCUCAGAAANCUUCAAGGCUUGAGUUGGAUAAAUAAUUUAUAACAUUAUAGGUCGGUGGAGGCCAUAGGUUUUGCUUCAUGGAGAGAAUGGUGCACCUAGAGAUGUAAUUUUGGAUAAAUAAUUUAUAACAUUAUAGGUCUAGUGUUUAUAGAAAUUUUUAUUCAAACAGGAUCAAAUUUAUCUCCUUCUGCUCUUAGUGCAGAAAUGUAAUCAAUGAUUUUUCAUUUUGUUGAUUUGGAUCCACAGUCACCUGACCUUAGCGGAAUAACAUGGUUCAAUCUUUCUGCCA
Vigna radiata var. radiata (mung bean) is the source of this 2257-nucleotide messenger RNA. Its product is annotated as pentatricopeptide repeat-containing protein At5g59600-like. NCBI's taxonomy places the organism in Eukaryota, Viridiplantae, Streptophyta, Magnoliopsida, Fabales, Fabaceae. Gene Ontology annotation, molecular function: RNA binding; protein binding. Bases 358 to 2010 code for a protein of 550 amino acids. The record is from RefSeq and is a predicted model, not a curated record. The transcript is spliced from 2 exons. Gene Ontology annotation, biological process: RNA modification.